GUACGACAUGCCGUUUCUAAUGAACUUAAACGACACGUAGUACGUUCACGUGACUAUAGAACGUUGCGAAGUCUUGAUAUUUGUUGUUGUUCAGCAUUUCUCCAUGGUUAUAUAGAAGAAUACGGAUAGGGGUGAGAAGCCAAAACCCAGCUUAUAAACCUUACUUAUCUUCUUCUCCGUGUCAUCAAUUUUCAAGCAGAGGGCAGCAGAAAUGGCGGUGAAAAUCAGGCUCGCGCGUUUGGGCUGUAAAAAUCGGCCCUUCUUUCGUGUAGUUGCCGCCGAUGACAAAUCUCGGAGGGACGGCAAACAAAUUGAGGUUUUAGGGUUUUAUGAUCCACUGCAAGGGAAAGACGACGCGAGGAGAGUGAGCCUCAAAUUCGACAGGAUCAAGUACUGGUUAUCGGUUGGAGCUCAACCAACAGACUCGGUCGAAAAUAUGCUCUUCAGGGCCGGUUUGAUUCCCCCAAAGUCUAUGGUAGUAAUGGGUUCCAAAAAUGGACAGCAAUCUACAAACCACCAUGUUUCACCCAUCACAGGUGAAAUCUUGAACUAGGAUCGUUGAUGUAAUGAGCAAAGAGCUAGCUUUUGUGUUUACUAAUGCUCGUUUAGACUUUUGUAUCUUGACAAAGAGUUCGGUGAAUUCUCGAUAUGGGUUAUGUCUUCAGAAAGUGUACUAUGACUAAUUGGGCUUUGGUUAUAUAGGCCCAUAUUUUUCUGAAAUCGAAUGUUACAUUUUUCUUAUGAAAAGUAUUUAACCGUCGCGAUUACCUGUAAUAAAAGGAAAAAAUUGAAC
This is a messenger RNA of Thlaspi arvense, 793 nucleotides long. The record is from the annotation of a GenBank genome assembly. NCBI's taxonomy places the organism in Eukaryota, Viridiplantae, Streptophyta, Magnoliopsida, Brassicales, Brassicaceae.